Myotis brandtii (Brandt's bat) is the source of this 1056-nucleotide messenger RNA. It is a transcript of the gene ODF4, whose product is annotated as outer dense fiber of sperm tails 4. Gene Ontology annotation, cellular component: plasma membrane. NCBI's taxonomy places the organism in Eukaryota, Metazoa, Chordata, Mammalia, Chiroptera, Vespertilionidae. The record is from RefSeq and is a predicted model, not a curated record. The transcript is spliced from 9 exons. Bases 1 to 1056 code for a protein of 351 amino acids.
AUGCAGAUAGGACAGGGCGCUGACCUCUCUUUGCACUGGCCCUUCUACGGCCUCUGGGUCCGCAUCGUUGUGGCCAUUAUGACCGGACUCGCCUCUCUCUUCAGCUACCGGGGUAUCUGCUGGUUCCCGCUUUCGGGUUGGCCAGUCACCAGGCAGGCAGACCGCCCGGUGCAGGAGUACGUCUCCUCCGACAGUCCCUCCACCGGCCGGACAAACCCCGGAGGCGAAAUGGGAAGGGAAAGGAGACCCUCAGAGACCAUUGCUCUUAGCAGAAACAGGGUGCUGUACCGCCACCGGGACUCGCUGUUGCCCCUGAAAUGGAAAGUCGCACACACCUCCCGCUGGAAGGCGCAGGUGCUCGCCUCAGUGCUCAGCCUCAUCGCCUUGUCCCUGUUGCUGAUCAUGGCCUUCUCCAAAGCGUGGCUGUACCCCUCCACCAUCCGCUUCUUCAAGCGCUGGCCUGCGGAUGUCACAGAGCACAUCUACACAUCUACCCACAUCAUGGCCCGGGGGCUCCUGCAGAUCUGCAUAUUCCAGACCUGCUUCUCCUCAAGGGAUGAGGAAGACAAUUUGGAGCUGUGGACAGAGCACCCGUUCUUUGGGGUGGCCAAGAUCACCUUCAGCCUGUCGCUGAUGCUGGGCUUCUUCUACACCAUCUGGCUGUACCUGCCGUACAUCCCUGGGCUGCAGCGAGUGCCCUUCUUUGGCUUGGUUGGGUGCAUCAUCAGCGUCUGUGAAGUUGCCUUGCUUUUCUCCGGCCUCCUGCUGUUUCCGAUUGAUGUCUGGCUCUACGAGGUGGAGAAGAAUUUUUCAAUCCACAUCGGGUGGAGCUAUUUUAUUGGCUGGGUGGUGUUUAUCUUAUAUCUCAUCUGUGCGUUCCUCUGCUACUUCAACAAUAAAAGAUUCUGGAGUCUGAUUCUGAGCAGUGCGUCUUCCACCCUGUCCUUCAGCAGCAGCAGCAUUUGGGAGCCUUUUGGCACCCUUUGGUCCCCACACCUGCCCAAGCCCUCCCACAGCACCCUGUACACGGACGGGCAAAUACCUCUCAAGAGUUAA